This is a messenger RNA of Ipomoea nil (Japanese morning glory), 1382 nucleotides long. Its product is annotated as LOB domain-containing protein 29-like. Gene Ontology annotation, cellular component: nucleus. The transcript is spliced from 2 exons. The coding region runs from base 370 to 1095 and encodes 241 amino acids. Lineage: Eukaryota; Viridiplantae; Streptophyta; Magnoliopsida; Solanales; Convolvulaceae. The record is from RefSeq and is a predicted model, not a curated record. Gene Ontology annotation, biological process: positive regulation of DNA-templated transcription; hormone-mediated signaling pathway.
GCUUAUAGCUGAUGAAUUAGAUCCAAUGGUUAAGCAGAUAGAAAUGGGGUUGGUUUAUAUAGUCUUAGCUCUUAUAAUUUGUCCUUUAAGGAUGUUGAGUGGAAUCUCAAAUUGGGUAUAAAAAAUUAGGGAUGAAGGGAUUAAUGGCAGUAUUAUAUACAAAAAACAAAUGAAAUGUGCUGCCCAAUUAGGGAACCAAAAACAAUUAAGUAAUGAAGAUAAUAUGAUCCACCUCAGCUCCUUCCUCUUCUCUUCUGCUGUUUAUAAACAUGGUGAUAAAUGGAAGAAGAUCAGAUCAAGCUAAAAACACAGAACACAAAUCUAAUAUUGUCUGGAUCGAUCAGAUCAGAUUAAGAACGAAAUUUAAGGAUGAGUAGUGGGUCGACAAGUGGCUCCCCUUGUGGUGCCUGCAAAUUCUUGAGAAGAAAAUGCGUUAAGGGGUGUGUUUUUGCCCCCUAUUUCUGCCAUGAACAAGGAGCUUCCCAUUUUGCAGCCAUCCAUAAGGUUUUUGGUGCCAGUAAUGCUUCUAAACUGCUCUCUCAUCUCCCCGUCGCCGACCGCCCCGAGGCCGCCAUUACUAUCUCCUAUGAAGCUCAGGCCAGGCUUCAAGAUCCCAUUUAUGGCUGCGUUUCUCACAUCUUUGCUCUCCAGCAACAGGUUAUUAACCUGAGAGCACAGCUGGCAUCUCUGAAGGAACAAGCGGCGCAAACUUUCUGCAACUCUGGAAACCCUAAUUACGACAAAAGUUGGGGAAGACAACCUUGUUAUUACUCGCAGGAUGUUGAGGGAUGGUUGGGGUCAGGAACCCUAGAAUCUGUACCCCAAUUUCCCAACAACAACGUUGGAGAAAUGGGGUUUUACUCAAACGGGAACCUUAAUCAUCAUCAUCAUAAUCUAAACCCUAUCUACAACCAAACCUCGAUUCUUCCGGAGGAAAACAUGUCCUCGUACGCUACCAGCUUUGAAGAAGGGUCUUCUUCCAUGGAUUCCCUCGACAUCCAAACGGCCGACAACAAGCCAUGGCCGCCGGCGGCGUAUCACGACGACCGCGACGACCUCCAGUCGGUGGCUUUCAGAUACCUUCAACACCACUGAUAUGAUGAACCAAGAUCCUUAAAUAUAUAUAUUAUGGGUGGAGAUCGAUUAAUGGUGCUCUGAUAUGAUCUGAUCUGUCAGUUUUAUAUUGCUAAAACACCUUUAAUGACAUGCAUUUUCUGCGGCCAUGAAUCAAAACGAGGUAGCUACAAACCCUAGAAGUGUUUUUGCUCCACACAAGAGCUAUAUAUGCUAUGAUCCACCCCCCCACCCUAUAAUUGUUUCAGGUGGUCUGAUAUAUUAUCAUGUAAUCUUGAAUAUAAGUAGUAGAUUAAUAAUAUAUAGUA